This is a messenger RNA of Emiliania huxleyi CCMP1516, 1593 nucleotides long. Its product is annotated as nucleolar protein. NCBI's taxonomy places the organism in Eukaryota, Haptophyta, Isochrysidales, Noelaerhabdaceae. The record is from RefSeq and is a predicted model, not a curated record. Gene Ontology annotation, biological process: ribosomal small subunit biogenesis. Gene Ontology annotation, cellular component: nucleolus. Gene Ontology annotation, molecular function: RNA binding. The transcript has 7 exons. The coding region runs from base 1 to 1593 and encodes 530 amino acids.
AUGCCCCACCGUUUUCAGCGGCGCCAGACCGGAAGAGAAAAGAACGCCGACUCGCUGAGGCUGCCAGCCAAGCUGCAGGAGGAGCUGGCGCAGCACGGCGGCGACGGCGCGAGCUUCAACCGGCGGCGGGAGCCCUCGCGGAAAGACAGGCGGAAGGAAGAGCGGCGACUGCGGAAGCAGGGCGUGGUCAAGCCACGGCGGGGCGAUAACUCUGGCCGUGCAAACGAUGGUCCGGCGGCGGCGGCCCAGCGAGCCCACAUCGCCAUGCUCGAGAAGCGGCUCGGCGUGCGCGGCGGCGGCAAGGCGAACCGCGACGUGCGUGCCGAGAAGCGGCUGCGGCAGGAGAUGGAGGCGGAUGGGCUCGGCUUCCUCUCGCAGCUCGACUCGCUCGACGGCGCAGCCUCGGGUGGCGCCCUCGCGGCGGCCAAGCGCAGCGGGGCGGAAGGCGACGGCGCAGCCCUCGCCGGCCAAAGCCGGAAGGCGGUGCGGCCGGCGGUGGACGAGGCGCCGGCGGCGGGUGGCCUCGGCAAGGCGGGCGAGGGCGCUGGUGCGCCGGCUGCCAGAGGUUCGGCGGUGGCGCCGUCCUCCUCCGGGAAAGCGCGCUACAACAACUUGCCGUCGAUCAGCGCCGAGGUUGCCAAGCUCCUCGGCGAGGGGAGGCAGCGGCCGAUGGUAGAUGAGAUGGUGACGGCCGUGCUCGGCGCGGCUCUGUCCGAGGAGCACGUGCUGCCGCAGAUCGCGCUCACUAACGCCGCGCUCGUGCGCGCGCUCUCGCCGGCGGCGCCGCACCUCGCCGCCUUCCUCGUCGAGGCGCUCGUCAGUCGCUUCGAGGACGACUACGCCGCCCGCCGCUCCAACGCGUGCGCCAACGCCGUGCUGCUCCUCUCGCACCUCUACAACCUUGGCGCCGUCCACUGCUCCCUCCUCUACGCGCUCGCGGGCUGGGACGAGCUCUUGCACGCCGAGCAGAAUGGGCGCUGGUGGCGGCUGAGCACGGACGUGCGCAAGAGCAUCUUUGUGGCAAUCAUGGGCGCCGACGACUAUGUGCACGCGUCGGAGCGGCUGGGGAAGCUCGGCCUGAAGCGUGCGCAGCGGGCAGAGGUCGUCCGUGUCCUCCUCCACUGCUGCGGCGCGGAGGCGGGCUACAACGCCUUCUACGCGCUGCUCGCGGCGCGGCUCUGCGCGUCGCACCGCGAGUACCGCUUCGCCUUCCACUUUGCGCUGUGGGACGCCUUCAAGGCCCUCGACGAGGCGCCGCUCCAUCGCGCGGCAAACACGGCCAAGAUGCUGGCGGCCCUGCUGCUGCGCGCCGCGCUGCCGGUCGACGUGCUCAAGGUUGUGCGUUGGCACGACCUGACGGAGCGGGCGCGCUUUUUCUGGCAGGUUUGCUUCUGCGAGUUGCUCGCCGCCCCCGAGGCGGAGCUCGGCCGGCUCGUGGUUGCGCUCUGCGCCCCCGAGGCGGCGGAGGGCCUGCGAGACGGCGUCUGCGUUUUCGCCAAGCGCGAGCUCGAGCCGCUCGUCCGAAAGACGCGGCGCGAUUUGGCGACGCCGCUCGCCCGCCUCAUGCGCGACCUCGGCGCGGGCGUCUCAUAG